Messenger RNA from Porites lobata, 1402 nucleotides. Lineage: Eukaryota; Metazoa; Cnidaria; Anthozoa; Scleractinia; Poritidae. The record is from the annotation of a GenBank genome assembly.
UGGGGUAUAACAGAUGAUUGCACUGACUCAGUAACCAACAAGGUUUAUAAAGAUUGGGAAGUCUUUGUGAAGGAUUGUACGGACAUCUGUGUUUGCCGCCGUCGCCAUAUAUCGUGCGAUGAUAAAUUUUGUCCUGAGAUAGGCAAUGUACAAUGUCCUCCUCACUCAGUACCGAUAUACCAAGACCAAGACAUAACGCACUUUGCAGUAACAUGCAAAUGCAAAAGUAAGAUAUCAAGUACAGCUUAGAAAACGUGUUUUAACCGUUUAACCGGAUUGCCCUGCUUGAGACUACAAGAAGUCUCUUUGUAGUCAUUAGAGACGUUAAAAUCCAAAGAAGGCGAAGGCCCCCUAAACGUCACUUAAAAAGGCAACUCUCGUUCUUUCAAUCUUCAUCGCGAUUAUUCCAACUCAUUUCCUUAGAAACCUAUAUUCCUUUUUUUGGAAAAUCUCGUUGCCGUCGUCCUUGUCGGAUCCUAAGGUCCCUAGUCAAGUGGGCAAAAUGUCAGUGCGAGAAUGAAGGGAUCGAGACAAGGAACGGACAAAGAAGCAGAGAGGCUAAGAGGUGUCACGUUCCACCCUCUUAAUUAGUCUUGCUAAACCCGCAUAAAAUCUUUAAGGAAGCUAUUAGUUUAUGCUCUGGUUGUCAAUACCCCAGUAGCUGAUACGUGAAAACUCCUGCAUACGUGUUGCACUAGGUACACGUUUCAGCUGCGUGAAAUUAUCAAAUGUAAUGACACUGCAAGCACGCGAAGUGAAUGAAAGAUACAUCUAAGUUGGGCUGGACCAAUCAAAUCAUUUCAAACUAGGCCAUUAGCUGUUGAGCUGUUUGCCCACUGAUCUCAUAAAAGCAUUACUUUAGGGGGAGAGGGUGAGUAGUCUAGACGAUUUGAUGUGUCUCUCUGUUUCUAAAAAAGGACAGAAAAUUGCCUUAUCAGGGUGAAGGAUUGUAAGUGCACUAGCAACCUGGCCCAGUUGCUUUAAAGAUGCUGUCAGAGUUAAGCUUCUGUGCUCUUGCCUAUCUUGUAAUAUAAACAGCUUUCGUGAGCUUACGAAUAUUGCCAAAACUUUACUCGUAAUAUUGUCCUUAAAUAAUAUUCUAGAAAAAGAUAAGGGUACCUGCGGGGUUCAAGGUUAAAUGUGAGUUAGCACUGGCCUGUCUUUGAGACUGACCUUCGACUUAAUUUUUAUUCGUUGGUACGUGUUUGAUGCUGGGUUGAUUUCUUGUUUGUCGUUUAUGUUUGUACCAAUAGUCAAACCAGUGUUUGAUGAUUUUUGGCAAUUGCCAGUUGAUUGAAUUGUGAUGCAAAGGAACACUAUUCUCAUGUUAAUCUUUGUUUUGUUCUCAGUACCUGUAGCCUGUGGCGAUCCAACACCGAGCUAGUGCAAGCAAUACCGGCCC